CUUCCUAGUGCUUCAGAAUCUUAUCUCUUUCUAUAUAAUCAUAUUUAUCAUGCAAUAAACUCAAAACCCAGAUUCUAACUUCAACUUCUCUCAAAUGAAAGUGUCGAGCUUUCUCUUCUUCCUCUUUCUAUCCUUUUCUCUUUUGCUUUCUGCCACCUCGCAUGGCGGCAAUGAUGAUGAAGCAGGUGAUGGCAACGAACGACAUAACCUACGUUCCAAAUCCUUGGUUCUGGUCAAGAUCUGGUGCUUGAUUCUCGUGUUUGUAGGGACAUUCAUCGGCGGGAUGUCACCCUAUUUUCUUAAGUGGAACCAGGGUUUUCUGGUGAUGGGGACCCAGUUUGCCGGUGGGGUUUUCUUGGGGACUGCUAUGAUGCAUUUCUUGAGUGACGCUAAUGAAACGUUUAAGGAUUUGACCCCUAAGGCAUACCCUUUUGCUUUUAUGUUGGCUUGCGUUGGAUAUCUAUUGACCAUGGUGGCUGAUUGUGUGGUUUCUUAUGUGUAUGGGAAAGGAAAUAGCUCAUCUCAUAAAAGUGAUUCGGAGCUUCAAGGGAACGGCACCGAAACCACCUGUGAAGGGUCCUCGUCGCUCACAUCGGUGAGUUCUUUUGGGGAUAGUGUUUUGCUGAUAGUUGCCUUGUGCUUCCAUUCGGUGUUCGAAGGCAUUUCCAUUGGAAUCGCCGAGACCGAGUUCGAUGCAUGGAAAGCCUUAUGGACAAUCUCAUUGCAUAAGAUAUUUGCAGCCAUUGCAAUGGGGAUAGCACUGCUCCGAAUGAUCCCAGACCGUCCGUUGUUGUCAUGCAUAGCCUAUGCUUUCGCUUUCGCUGUUUCAAGUCCAGUCGGUGUAGCCAUCGGGAUCAUAAUCGAUGCCACAACGGAGGGUUCUAUGGCUGAUUGGAUCUUCGCCAUAUCGAUGGGGUUAGCCACUGGAGUCUUCAUCUAUGUGUCUAUAAACCAUUUGCUAUCGAAAGGUUACACGCCCCAUAAGACGGUUCCAGUGGACAAACCUCAUUACAAGUUAUUGGCUGUGUUGUUAGGUGUUGGAGUGAUUGCUGUUGUAAUGAUUUGGGACACUUGAACUAAUGAUUUUCACCUUUGGUAUAUUAGUAGUUUUGGUCUGUCAGUGUAUAAUAGAAUCAUAUAGAUCAAAUUAGGUUGUCUGUUGUCUAUGUCAUAGUUUAUCGCACCUG
This is a messenger RNA of Hibiscus syriacus, 1187 nucleotides long. Its product is annotated as zinc transporter 11-like. Gene Ontology annotation, molecular function: zinc ion transmembrane transporter activity. NCBI's taxonomy places the organism in Eukaryota, Viridiplantae, Streptophyta, Magnoliopsida, Malvales, Malvaceae. Bases 95 to 1075 code for a protein of 326 amino acids. The record is from RefSeq and is a predicted model, not a curated record. Gene Ontology annotation, cellular component: membrane. Gene Ontology annotation, biological process: zinc ion transmembrane transport. The transcript has 2 exons.